UCCCCCCAUCACUGUGUCUUUCUCUUUUGUUUUGUUUCACUCUCUAAUAUUUCUUUUGCGUUUUUUUGUCUUUAUAAUUACAGUUUAUUUGCCGCUCAAACCAGCUCGUAACGAAUCUGCGAUCAAAAGCUUGUUAUUCCUGUAUCGUUUUUUGUUAUAUCGGAAGAUUCUUGAAGGUUGUUUGAACUUCGGAGAGAGAAAAGAGAGAGAGAGAGAGGGAGAGCGAAAAAUUUGCUGUAUGUCAGUAGAUUGUAUUGAGACUUACUGCGGUGGAUUUGGCGAGCUUGCGAACCCUUUACAAUGGCCUCAGCUAAGAAAAAGGCGACGCUUUUUUCAUCUGCCUCUUCCUCUCCCUCCUCCUCCUCCUCCCCUUCUUCGUGUUGCGCAGCCGACUCUGCUGUUUCCGCCGCGCCCGCCGCUGCCGCUGCUGCCAAUGUGGUGCAGGAGUGGACCGUCGCGUCUAGGGAUCGCCGCGACGAUCAACGCGCCACCAAAGCUGCCAUGGCGUCGUUGAUUCACCCCGUUGAUUCUCUUCCUGAUACUUCCACCGCCGCUCCUUCCACCAAAGGGAUCCAAAUAUUGCCGAGGGCUCAAACCAGCCAUCCUUUGGACCCGUUAUCUGCUGCUGAAAUCUCUGUUGCAGUUGCUACUGUCAGGGCUGCUGGAGCCACUCCCGAGGUAAGAGAUGGCAUGCGCUUUGUUGAAGUGGUUCUUUUGGAGCCAGACAAGCAUGUUGUUGCUUUGGCAGAUGCGUAUUUCUUCCCACCUUUCCAACCCUCUUUACUUCCCAGGACCAAAGGUGGUCCGGUGAUCCCUACCAAGCUCCCUCCGAGGCGAGCUAGACUGAUUGUCUAUAACAAAAAGUCUAAUGAGACAAGUGUAUGGAUUGUUGAGUUAUCAGAAGUACAUGCAGUAACUCGAGGAGGACAUCACAGGGGAAAAGUAAUAUCAUCAAAAGUAGUUCCAGAUGUUCAGCCUCCUAUGGAUGCUAUGGAAUAUGCUGAAUGUGAAGCCGUUGUAAAAGACUUUCCUCCAUUCCGAGAGGCGAUGAAGAAGAGGGGUAUUGAGGACAUGGAACUUGUGAUGGUUGAUCCUUGGUGUGUUGGUUAUCAUAGUGAUGCUGAUGCUCCUAGCAGAAGACUUGCUAAACCACUUAUAUUCUGUAGAACAGAGAGUGACUGUCCCAUGGAAAAUGGCUAUGCCCGCCCUGUUGAGGGAAUCUAUGUACUUGUUGAUAUGCAAAAGAUGAAGGUGAUUGAGUUUGAAGACUGUAAGUUUGUUCCCUUACCUCUGGCUGAUCCUUUGAGGAAUUAUACUCCUGGAGAAACAAGAGGUGGUGUCGAUCGAAGUGAUGUAAAACCCUUACAGAUUGUUCAGCCUGAAGGUCCAAGCUUUCGAGUUAAUGGGUGCUUUGUAGAGUGGCAGAAGUGGAAUUUCCGUAUUGGUUUCACCCCAAAGGAGGGUUUGGUUAUAUACUCUGUUGCAUAUGUUGAUGGUAGUCGAGGACGAAGGCCUGUUGCUCAUAGAUUGAGUUUCGUGGAGAUGGUUGUGCCUUAUGGGGAUCCAAAUGAUCCACAUUACCGGAAAAAUGCUUUUGAUGCAGGGGAAGAUGGCCUUGGAAAAAAUGCACAUUCAUUGAAGAAGGGAUGUGAUUGUUUGGGCUAUAUCAAAUACUUUGACGCUCACUUUACAAAUUUCACUGGAGGUGUUGAAACCAUUGAAAAUUGUGUCUGUUUGCAUGAAGAGGAUCAUGGGAUUUUAUGGAAGCAUCAAGAUUGGAGAACAGGUUUGGCAGAAGUUCGAAGGUCUAGGCGGCUAACAGUGUCUUUCAUAUGCACUGUUGCUAACUAUGAGUAUGGAUUUUACUGGCACUUUUAUCAGGAUGGAAAGAUUGAAGCUGAAGUUAAGCUUACUGGAAUUCUUAGCUUAGGAGCAUUGCAGCCUGGAGAAUUUCGAAAAUAUGGUACUAUGAUUGCCCCAGGUUUGUAUGCACCAGUUCAUCAACACUUCUUUGUUGCUCGUAUGGACAUGGCUGUUGAUUGCAAACCUGGUGAAGCUUUCAAUCAGGUUGUUGAGGUUAAUGCAAAAGUCGAGGAGCCUGGGGAAAAUAAUGUUCACAACAACGCAUUCUAUGCGGAAGAGACACUGCUUAAAACUGAACUGCAAGCAAUGCGUGAUUGUAACCCCUUCACAGCUCGCCAUUGGAUUGUGAGGAAUACUAGAACAGUAAACAGGACUGGUCAAUUGACUGGCUACAAACUUGUACCUGGUUCGAACUGUCUACCUCUAGCUGGCUCUGAGGCUAAGUUUUUAAGAAGAGCUGCUUUCUUGAAGCAUAACCUUUGGGUUACACGGUAUGCUCCUGAUGAGAUGUUUCCUGGGGGAGAGUUUCCAAAUCAAAAUCCUCGUGCUGGUGAAGGAUUGGCUACAUGGGUUAAGCAGGAUCGUCCUCUAGAGGAAACUGAUAUAGUUCUCUGGUAUGUUUUUGGAAUUACCCAUGUCCCUCGAUUGGAAGACUGGCCUGUUAUGCCAGUGGAGCACAUUGGUUUCAUGCUAAUGCCGCAUGGAUUCUUUAACUGCUCUCCUGCUGUGGAUGUCCCGCCCAAUGCCUGCGAAUUGGAUACCAAAGACAACGAAAUUAAAGAAAACGUGGUACCCAAGUCUACUCAGAAUGGUCUGCUGGCAAAACUCUGAGGAGGGAGGUGUGCCACAUCUCUAAACACAUUCUCUCUUUUUUACUCUCGGAACAUUCCAUCCUUGAGUGUCUGUAGAAUUUCCAUCUAUAAACCGUCUGCUAAAUUUGUUCCUGUUUCUGAGUGUCUUCUCUCUCUGUGUACAAGGAUAUGUUUGAAAUUACCGUUGUGAAUGAAAGGUUUGCUAUGAAUAUUUAUUGUAUUAGUCUACACAUGGAGGAAUGUUCCACCAUGUGCUGUGAGAACAUUUUCUUGGCCUUUUUUUUUU
Theobroma cacao (cacao) is the source of this 2961-nucleotide messenger RNA. RefSeq names its product amine oxidase [copper-containing] zeta, peroxisomal-like. The record is from RefSeq and is a predicted model, not a curated record. Gene Ontology annotation, biological process: amine metabolic process. Lineage: Eukaryota; Viridiplantae; Streptophyta; Magnoliopsida; Malvales; Malvaceae. Gene Ontology annotation, molecular function: primary methylamine oxidase activity; copper ion binding; quinone binding.